AUGAUUAUGUCUCUACCCGGAAGGAUUCGUAUAGCUAUUGAUAGGGGCGGAACUUUCACUGACUGUAUCGGAAAUCCUGGGUCCGGUAAUGCAGAAGACAAUAUUGUCGUGAAGCUGCUCUCAGAGGACCCUUCUAACUACGAAGAUGCGCCACUUGAAGGUAUCAGACGAAUUUUGUCUAAGUUUAGAGGAAAAGAAAUUACACGAAAUGAAAUACUGGAUACGUCUGAUAUUGAAUCAAUUCGGAUGGGUACAACUGUCGCUACUAAUGCGCUUCUAGAACGGAAAGGUGAGAGGAUAGCAAUGAUCGUGACAAAAGGGUUCAAAGACUGCUUAAAAAUUGGUAACCAAACGCGUCCAAAGAUUUUUGACUUAUCUAUCAAGAAACCGGAUAUUCUCUACGAAAAGAUUAUUGAAAUUGACGAAAGGGUGACUCUUGAGGAUUACAGUGAAGAUCCAACCGGAUUUAUCAGCACAGUUGAACCAGGAAAAUUAGGGUUUGAUAAUACGAACCUUGAGCUUGUAAAGGGUCUAUCUUCAGAAAUUGUUCGGAUCAUAAGUCGCCCUCAGGAGCAUACUAUUCGAAAACAGCUACAGGAUGUUUAUGACCUAGGAAUACGCAGCAUAGCAGUUUGUCUAAUGCACGCUUAUACAUUUCCGAACCAUGAAGUAAUUAUAGGACUAAUUGCAGACGAAAUUGGAUUUACGAAUGUAUCCCUAAGCCAUCAGCUUAUGCCAAUGAUAAAAUUUCUUCCCAGAGCUACUUCUACAUGUGUUGAUGCUUAUCUUACUCCAGUUAUUAAGAAAUACAUUGCAGGAUUCCAAAAAAGGUUGAAAGAAAAUAUAGAAAAUAAAGGUAUAAAGAAAGAAAGUGAUUCAGAUACAAGAUGUGAAUUCAUGCAGAGUGAUGGAGGUCUUGUUCAUGUUCAAAAUUUCUCGGGGCUCAAAGCUAUUCUUUCUGGACCAGCUGGCGGAGUUGUUGGGUAUGCCAUGACCUCCUAUGACUCGGCAACAAAGAUACCAGUGAUCGGCUUUGAUAUGGGUGGUACCUCAACAGAUGUGUCCAGAUAUGGCUCUGGAAGAUAUGACCAUGUAUUUGAAACUACUACAGCUGGUGUGACAAUUCUAUCUCCGCAGCUCGAUAUAAAUACGGUAGCCGCAGGAGGUGGAUCGUGCCUAUUUUUUCGAAAUGGGCUAUUUGUAGUUGGCCCAGAGUCUGCGGGGGCACAUCCAGGUCCAGCUUGCUACCGAAAGGGAGGCCCUGCAACUGUGACAGAUGCAAACUUAGUUUUAGGACUUCUUCGAUCUGAGUUUUUUCCAAAAAUAUUCGGUAAAAAUGAAGAUGAAGGACUUGAUGUUAUAGCGAGCAAAAAUAAACUCAAUGAACUCGCUGAGCAGAUCAGCAAAGAAACAAAGAAACCCAUAAGCGUGGAUGAGACUGCACUUGGAUUCUUGAAAGUAGCUAACGAGGCAAUGACAAGACCUAUUCGCUCGCUGACCGAAGCUAAAGGUUAUGAUGUAUCAAAACAUCGUCUGGCAACAUUUGGCGGUGCAGGUGGUCAACACGCUGUAGCAAUAGCACAGAGUCUUGGGAUUCGGGAGAUACUUGUUCAUCGUUAUUCUUCAGUUUUAUCUGCAUAUGGAAUGUCUCUUGCUGAUAUUGUAAUUGAAAGGCAAGAACCGGCAUCAGAAAUUUGGAAUGAUGAUGAUUUUGUAAGUAACUCACUCGAAGAAAGAAUUCUAGGACUGGGCCAUCAGGUGAUUUCCGAGCUUCGUCAACAAGGAUUCGAUGACAAUUGCAUAGAAUUUGAGCAAUAUCUUAAUAUGCGAUAUAAAGGCACUGAAUCAGCACUGAUGAUCAUGAAUCCAGAGGUCGUGAAUAUGAAAAAAUGUGGUCGAAAAUUUUCCUUUGGAAAAGCUUUUAUCCAAGAGCAUCGGCGGGAGUAUGGAUUUGAAAUACCAGAUAGAGAAAUAAUUAUUGAUGAUAUUCGAAUCCGCGGCAAAGGCAAAAAUUUAACGCGGGCUGAUAAAACAGUUGAUAAACAGCUUGAGGAAAUUAAAAUUAAGGACUUAUUACCAGGAGAAAAAGAAUUCAAGAAAUCUUCCAUAUACUUCGACGGGCACCGUCAAAUAACUCCUAUCUACCGGCUUGAAGGACUCGACAUUGGUGAUAAGAUUAAUGGACCGGCAAUAAUUGCUGAUCAAAAUCAAACAAUUGUCGUUUCUCCAGGUGCAACAUCAUUAGUAAUUAAUACUCAUGUAGUCAUCACCGUUGAUAAAAAAAUAAUCAGAACCUCAGAUAAAGAGAAGAUGUUGUCUGAGGAAGUUGACCCGAUCCAACUUAGUAUAUUCUCUCAUCGCUUCAUGGCUAUAGCCGAACAAAUGGGUAGGGCCUUACAGAAAACAAGCAUAAGUACAAAUAUUAAAGAGCGACUUGAUUACUCAUGCGCUUUAUUUGAUGCAGAUGGGGGGCUUGUAGCUAAUGCCCCCCAUCUUCCUGUCCAUUUGGGAUCAAUGUCGACUUGUAUCCAAAAGCAGGCCGAAAUCUGGCGCGAUAAACUGGUUGAAGGAGAUGUGAUAGUUUCCAACCAUCCGGAAUUUGGCGGAACUCAUCUGCCAGAUAUUACGGUUAUAACCCCUGCUUUCGAUUUAGCCGGAGAAAAAAUAAUAUUUUAUGUAGCGUCAAGGGCUCAUCAUGCAGAUAUAGGUGGUAUAUUACCUGGUAGUAUGCCACCAUAUUCUCGAGAACUCUAUCAAGAAGGCGCAGCUAUUAAAUCGGAAUUAUUAGUCAGAGCCGGAAUAUUCAAUGAAGCACGCAUUAUUCAGCUCUUGCUCAAAGAGCCUGCCAAAUACCCUGACUGUAGUGGAACAAGAUGUUUGAGUGACAAUUUAUCAGACUUAAAAGCUCAGAUAGCGAGCAACAAAAAAGGGAUAGAUCUUAUCUCAGCGCUUAUUGAAGAGUAUGGAGAGAAUACCGUAAACCUCAACAUGAUGAGUAUCCAGAAAAAUGCAGAAUCAAGUGUUCGGAAUCUUCUAAAAGAUGUAAGUAGACGUUUCGAAAGGCAAGAACUUUCUGCCAUUGAUUACAUGGAUGAUGGAAGCCCAAUUAAACUGCGUGUUACCAUAAAUUCAGAUAAGGGCGAAGCAGUGUUUGAUUUUACUGGGACCGGUUCUGAAGUAUACGCCAAUACAAAUGCCCCUACUGCCAUUACUUACAGCGCCGUUAUUUACUGCCUUCGCUGCCUUAUUUCGCAAGAUAUACCACUUAAUCAAGGAUGUCUGAAGCCCAUCAAAGUCAUUAUUCCACCGAGAUCUCUCUUAUCACCUUCUGAAAAAGCUGCAGUUGUCGGUGGAAACGUACUAACGUCUCAGCGUAUUACUGAUGUCAUACUGAAAGCUUUUAAAGCGUGCGCUGCAUCACAGGGUGACUGUAAUAAUCUAACAUUUGGUUUUGGUAGUAAUAGCGAAGGACAGGACGAAAUUAAAGGGUUUGGUUACUACGAAACUAUAGCUGGUGGAAGUGGAGCUGGUGAAGAUUGGCACGGUACUAGUGGCGUACAUACACACAUGACCAACACGCGUAUUACAGAUGCUGAAAUAUUUGAAAGACGCUAUCCUGUGCUCCUAAGGGAAUUCUCGAUACGUGAAGGCUCUGGGGGCGCUGGGAAGUAUCGAGGUGGUAAUGGGUUAAUACGAGAUAUUGAAUUUCGCAGAUCAGUUCUGGUUUCAAUCUUAAGUGAAAGACGUGUCUAUCACCCAUACGGUAUGUCUGGGGGUAGCGAUGCUAAAUGCGGCCUCAACAUCUGGGUACGCAAGGUGGUGAAGGGUGACCCUCAACUUGAUGAUAGACCAAUUGAUCAACAUUCUAGCAUCAGAAAAGAUGUCAUAUAUGAAGAGCGUAGGAUUAACCUCGGGGGCAAAAAUACGGCUGCUAUGCAGGCAGGUGAGAGGAUCAUCAUUCAUACACCAGGUGGUGGUGGAUGGGGCGUGGCUGAUAGAUUUCCUUUAUGA
This is a messenger RNA of Blumeria graminis f. sp. triticale, 4011 nucleotides long. NCBI's taxonomy places the organism in Eukaryota, Fungi, Ascomycota, Leotiomycetes, Helotiales, Erysiphaceae. The record is from the annotation of a GenBank genome assembly.